UUCAUACGAAUUCGAAGAACGCAAACGAGCGGACGUGUGUGUCGGAAAGAAAUAUAUAAACGACGGAAGGCAAUUUGUGCUUCGACAGAGAAACGGAAAAGUUAAAAGAGCAAAUAUAAGCUAAAUAUAAUAAAUAGAAGCAAAAGCAAACAAAAAUUUCCAAUUUACAUAAAAGUGCAAGUGUGUCGACUUAAAUUCAAGAAUAGCAAAAAAAUAUACUACUAGCUAAAUAAAAUAAAGGAAAAAUCUAAUAAGCAAAAGAAACAAAUUCGUAAAACGAGUGCGAGAGAAAAAUGUGACAAAAAGUAAGCGCGACUACAACGAAUUUAAGCGAAUUAACAUAACAUGUAAAUGCGGAGCAAAAGGAACGAACAAGUGCCUUUUACACAACAACAGCAACUACCAACACCAAACCCCGACUGCUACUAACCAACAACCACGCAUUUCGUGUAAAGUAAAAAAUAAAUAAAUAAUUUUAAACAAAUUAAUUAGAGAACAUACGCUAUAAGUAAACUAAGUGUUUGAGCAACCAAGUGGGGAUGAACUCAUUGUCUAACUUCAAGCUCCGGAGAUAGACGCGCUUCUGUUGCAUUCAAGCAGUCAGAUAGUGGAUUACUAGACAGCAAAACAAAAAAAAAUAUAUGUAUAUAUAAAUAAUAUAUUUACAUAUGUACGUGAGUAUAUGUAAGUGUAUAACUAACCUAAACGUCAGCAAGCCAAGUUAUUAGUUUGGAAUUUCGGCCAAGAAAGACACAGCAAGUGUAAUUGCAGAGAGUUAAAUGAGAGAGAGAUUGAGAAAAAAUAAAACAAAGUUUGAAGCUGACAAAAAUUGAGCUUAGAAAAAGCUAAGUGCAAGUUAAAAAAAAAAUUGAAACUAAAGAAUCUUUGAAAAACGCGUCAGAAUUAAAGAAAGCAGUUUUUCGAAAAUAACACAGUGUGCUUAGAGCCCAAAAAAACAAGCAAGUGCUUUAGAAUUUCUGCGAACCCCACCCCCUCACCACCUUAACCGCGCGCCAGUGACAAGUAAGCGUGAGUUUUCAGCAAAUUUUUUCUUUGCCAAAACUUUUGAACCUUAAACAGUUUUCCUAUUCGUCGCCCAAAGUGCGCUUAUAUCAAACACAUAAACAAACUAACAUACAUACAUGUAUGAAUUAUCUAAUAGCCCAGCGGCGGUAAAAGCAAUAACAACACCAACAACUGCAUAGUUACAGCAAAACAAUAAUAAUAGCAACAACAGCAGCAGCGUAUAAAUAAUUUUUAAAACUUAUACGGAAAAACAGCAACAACACAAACACAGCGAGCAAAUCAACAGCAGCAAGCAGAUAACACAGGCGAAGCAAAAAGCAAAACACUGUUAAUUUACGUGCAAACAAACAUACAUACCAACAUACAAACGUACGUGUAUAUGUAGAGACAACGCGGCGUACAGCAGAGAGAGGCAUAGCGCUCACAACUUGUCUACACAGCCACAUACAUUUGAUUUUGUGAUUCACUACGCUGUCGCUGCCUGCGUCGCAGCAGCCAAUAAUAAUAAUAACAAUAACAACAAGCACCACAUACACACAAACAGCAAUCAGAAGCGACUAACGUGUGUCGUGCGGCAGUCGAGUGUGUGUGCGAGCGUGACAGCAAGAGCGUGAGUCAUAAAAGUGAAAUGAAAAUGCGGGUAAAGAGAGAAUCACCGCUGCUCGUGCUGAGAUUUAGGACAAUCAACAGCAGAAAUGAUUGUAAACGAUCGACAAUUUGCGAUACACACGGCACAGCUUCGGCACCUGAGGCAAUGCCAACAGAAGACUGCAACGAGGAUUGGUCCUCAACGGCGCCGCAAACUGGCAAUCGUUCGCCAUUGAUGAGAAGCUGCUCUACACCAGCUGUUUAUGAUAUUGAAACCCAUCCCGCGUCACCAGUUUUCCCCCAUUUACUAUUGGGCAACGGCAAAGAUGCCAGCGAUCCGAGUAGUGUGGGCGCCAAUUGUGUUUUGAAUGUUACCUGCCAAGCACCCAGUUCAGGUCCAGCGCCGGGACUUAAAUAUAAACAGAUACCUGCCAGUGAUACGCCACAUCAAAAUAUCAAACAAUAUUUUCAGGAAGCCUACGAUUUUAUUGAGGAAGCACGCAAAACCGGCUCCCGCGUACUGCUGCAUUGCCAUGCGGGCAUAUCGCGCAGCGCCACCAUUGCCAUCGCCUACGUCAUGCGCUACAAAUCACUAUCACUAUUCGAGGCCUACAAGCUGGUGAAGGGCGCGCGACCCAUCAUCUCACCCAACCUCAACUUCAUGGGUCAACUGCUCGAAUUGGAACAAAAUUUGCGCAUGAGCGGCGUGCUGAAGCCCGUUUCGCCAGCCGCCACCACACCCACAACACCAACGUCUAGUCAAGUCGAAUUUACCAGCAGCAGCAGCAGCAGCAGCAGUAACGACAACAACAACACAAACGCCAAUGCUGAGGAUGUGGACGAAACCGAUGCCGCGCUAUUGCGCAAACGGCCAGGCGAUGCUAAGCGCAAAUUCUGCGCCAACGAUGAAGAUGCCGCUGACGAUUUAUUCGAGGAUGCGCGCAGCACGCUCAGCAGUCACAGCAGCAAUGCUAGCAGCAGUAGUAAUUGCACAAAUAGUCAAGCAAUGCGACUGACGUGGCCACCGCCCACCGGUGCACCUGCCGUACUGCUAUCACCCUGCACCUCGAACGAAGCAUCCUGCUCAUCAUCAGUCUCAUCCUCCUCAUUGUCCGCCUCCUCGUACGCUUCAUCGUCCGCUUCGACGCCGACCUCACCGUCAACUGCGCUGGCCAACACACAAUCGCCUUUCCUCAGCUACACACCGAACAACAUGCCGAAACGCCAUUCACCCGCCAAACUGCGUCUCAACUUACGUUCCACCUUUGCACCCAUACGACAGUCACAAUCGUGCAUGUCGAUACGCGAAGUGGCCGACGAAUCGUUGCCCGCAGCCACAACGAACACGACGGGCCUGACGAUAGCGGCGUCAGCCAGCAGCAAUCACAGCAUACCAUCGUCGCCGGUGGCAAUGGAUCAGGAGAACAAUGUGGUGAUGGCAAUGUCCACCAGCGAUUAAGUGCGCUAACUCUAAUAUACACGUAUACGCAUACACAUAUACAUAGACAACAAUAAGGAUUCACUAGUUAUACUAUGUGUAUAGUACAUAUUAAGCGUACAGUUUAAAAACUAAACUAAAUUCAAAAAAAAAUUGCAAAGCGACGUAAAAGGAAAAAAAUAUUACCCACAACCACCACGGAGACAACUAGGCGAGCACUUUGAGAAAAGCUGUGAAUAAUUUUUAAGUGUACAAUUUAACGAGCGUACCUAACGAUUACAUACUAAGUGCAUACAUAUGUACAGCGUUGUACAUAUAUAAGUACAAUAUAAGUAUACUAGCAUACCGAUCGAAGCGACACCACGCCUACUAUUACUACGUAAAUACUGCGAGUACAUUGAAAUUAAAUAUCUUAAAUUUAUAAAUUAUUAAAAAAAAAGCGGCACAUUUACAAUAAGAAACACAAGUACAUAUGUACAUAUAUGGCUAUGUAUGUGUAGUUAAAGAAAAUUGUUAUUUGAAAUUGAAAAUUUAUAUACAAUGCCGUGUAUAUUAUACACAAUAGUCGAUAUUUCAUAACCCGAACAACAACCAAACAAGCAUAUUCCCAUGCGAAAUUGACAAAAUUGUGUAACAAAUAUUUUCUUUUUGAAAAAUAUUGUAACUUUUUACCUUUUGACCUAAUUGUAUGUACAUACAUAUGUACAUAUAUAAACGAAAAAUAUUGAAAUAAACGCAAAUGAAGUAAAGUUGCAGAUGCAUUUGCCCUCCUUAAGGGCUUUCACACACACCCACACAUAUAUGUAUUUAAUAUAUAAAACAAAUUAUAACAAUGAAAAACUAUUUAUUUAUAUUAUUUGAACGAUUUAAAACAAUAAAACGCUUAUUUAUGGACAUUUUGAAAACAGCUUGUAACUAAAAAACACGAAAUUUGUGCUGAGCAAAAUGCUUUCGGGUGUCUAAAAAACAUUUCUCUUGUAAAUAUUAUAAGCGAAAAGUUUAAAUUGCAAAUGUUGCCACCUGUUUUGCAUAAUAUGCAUAUAAUAUAUUUUCUUUUUGAGUUUAAAUUAUGUUAACUAGUAAAUUUAUUUUUAUUUCUUUAUUUAUAAAAUUCCCUACAACAAGCCGCUAAGUCAUCGGGUUUACUUAUGUAACAUGUAAGUUUAUGUUUUUACUCUUUGACAAGCUACAAACAAUGGACUAUUUUGAAAAAUUAAAAACUUAAAACUUAUGUCUAUGUAAUUAAAAACGUAAUAAUUGAUUUUGUGGUAAAUUAU
Molecule: messenger RNA, 4329 nt
Organism: Bactrocera tryoni
Lineage: Eukaryota; Metazoa; Arthropoda; Insecta; Diptera; Tephritidae
Gene: puc
Product: tyrosine-protein phosphatase vhp-1
Exons: 4
Coding region: 1655-3073 (472 amino acids)
Biological process (GO): negative regulation of MAPK cascade; protein dephosphorylation
Cellular component (GO): cytoplasm; cytosol
Molecular function (GO): MAP kinase tyrosine/serine/threonine phosphatase activity; protein tyrosine/threonine phosphatase activity
Source: RefSeq, a predicted model, not a curated record